Panthera uncia (snow leopard) is the source of this 3790-nucleotide messenger RNA. RefSeq names its product lysine acetyltransferase 14 (gene KAT14). The record is from RefSeq and is a predicted model, not a curated record. Bases 3 to 2348 code for a protein of 781 amino acids. The transcript is spliced from 10 exons. NCBI's taxonomy places the organism in Eukaryota, Metazoa, Chordata, Mammalia, Carnivora, Felidae. Gene Ontology annotation, molecular function: acyltransferase activity, transferring groups other than amino-acyl groups.
GGAUGGAUAGUAACAUCCACCUGAGUAGUUUGAUAAGCCGGCAUGAUGAUGAAGCCACGAGAACAUCUACCUCAGAAGGGCUGGAGGAGGGAGAGGUGGAGGGGGAGACUCUCCUGAUCGUUGAAUCGGAGGACCAGGCAUCAGUGGACUUAUCUCAUGAUCAGAGUGGGGAUUCCCUCAACAGUGACGAAGGAGAUGUGUCCUGGAUGGAGGAACAGCUGUCCUACUUCUGUGACAAGUGCCAAAAAUGGAUACCGGCCAGUCAGCUGAGGGAACAGCUCAGUUACCUUAAGGGUGAUAAUUUUUUUAGAUUCACUUGUUCCGAUUGCUCAGAAGAUGGCAAGGAGCAGUAUGAAAGGCUGAAACUGACAUGGCAGCAAGUCGUCAUGCUGGCAAUGUAUAACUUGUCUCUGGAAGGAAGUGGACGGCAAGGUUAUUUCCGAUGGAAAGAAGAUAUCUGUGCUUUUAUUGAGAAACAUUGGACCUUUUUACUGGGGAAUAGGAAGAAGACUUCGACCUGGUGGAGCACAGUAGCGGGUUGCCUCAGUGUGGGAAGCCCCAUGUUCUUCCGUUCAGGGGCUCAAGAAUUCGGAGAACCAGGAUGGUGGAAGCUCGUUCACAACAAGCCACCAACGAUGAAGCCUGAAGGAGAGAAGCUGUCUGCCUCUACCCUGAAAGUAAAAGCCUCCAAACCAGCUUUAGAUCCCGUCAUUACUGUGGAGGGCCUUCGAAAACGGGCAAGUCGUAAUCCCGUGGAAUCUGCCAUGGAAUUAAAAGAGAAAAGGUCUCGUACUCAGGAAGCAAAGGACAUUAGGAGAGCCCAGAAGGAAGCAGCUGGCUUUCUGGACAGGAGUACUUCUUCGACCCCUGUGAAGUUUAUAAGCCGCGGUCGCAGGCCAGACGUGGUUCUAGAAAAAGGGGAAGUGAUUGACUUCUCGUCCUUGAGCUCCUCUGACCGCACCCCUCUGACAAGCCCGUCUCCUUCUCCCUCUCUGGAUUUCUCUGCCCCUGGGACCCCCGCCUCUCACUCGGCCACACCCAGCUUGCUUUCAGAGGCAGAUCUGAUUCCAGAUGUGAUGCCACCACAAGCCUUGUUUCACGACGAUGACGAGAUGGAAGGCGAUGGGGUCAUAGACCCAGGGAUGGAGUAUGUACCUCCGCCUGCUGGGGCAGCAGCUUCUGGGGCAGUGGUCGGGGGCAGAAAGAAGGUCAGAGCGCCUGAACAGAUAAAGCAGGAGGUGGAGAGCGAGGAGGAAAAGCCUGACAGGAUGGACAUUGACAGUGAAGACACAGAUUCCAACACAUCUUUGCAAACGAGGACUCGAGAGAAGAGGAAGCUCCAGCUGGAGAAGGACAGGAAACCUAAAGGGCCCAAGUACACCCCCGUGAGCAUCUACGAGGAGAAGCUGCUCCUGAAGAGGCUGGAAGCUUGUCCCAGUGCCGUUGCCAUGACGCCAGAAGCUCGCAGACUGAAGCGGAAAUUGAUUGUCAGACAAGCGAAAAGGGAUAGGGGAUUACCACUUUUUGACUUGGAUCAAGUUGUUAAUGCUGCUCUUCUGUUAGUUGAUGGAAUUUAUGGAGCCAAAGAAGGGGGAGUUUCCAGGCUUCCAGCUGGACAAGCCACAUACAGAACAACCUGUCAGGACUUCAGAAUCCUUGACCGAUACCAGACUGCCUUGCCAUCCAGGAAAGGGUUUCGGCACCAGACCACUAAGUUUCUGUAUCGUUUGGUGGGAUCAGAAAAUAUGGCUGUGGACCAGAGUAUCGUCAGCCCUUACACCUCUCGGAUCUUGAAACCUUACAUCAGGCGUGAUUAUGAAACAAAGCCACCCAAACUGCAGCUCCUGUCACAGAUUCGCUCCCACCUGCAUAGGAGUGACCCUCAUUGGACCCCGGAAGCUGACGCACCUCUUGAUUACUGCUACGUCCGGCCAAAUCACAUCCCAACAAUAAACUCUAUGUGUCAGGAGUUUUUCUGGCCUGGCAUUGACCUGUCUGAGUGCCUGCAGUAUCCAGACUUCAGUGUGGUUGUCCUUUAUAAAAAAGUUAUCAUUGCCUUUGGCUUCAUGGUUCCUGACGUGAAGUACAAUGAAGCUUACAUUUCAUUUCUGUUUGUCCAUCCUGAGUGGAGAAGAGCAGGGAUCGCAACUUUCAUGAUUUAUCAUCUGAUUCAGACCUGCAUGGGCAAGGAUGUGACCCUUCACGUCUCGGCAAGCAACCCUGCUAUGCUGCUCUACCAGAAGUUUGGAUUCAAGACUGAAGAGUACGUCUUAGAUUUCUAUGAUAAAUAUUACCCGUUGGAAAGUACGGAGUGUAAACACGCGUUCUUCCUGAGGCUCCGGCGCUGAAGUGAGCACAGCGCUUCACAGAGAGACGCAUGUGCUGUCAGAGGUGGGUCCUCACGUAGGCCCGAAGGCAGCUGUUCACGUCCCUGUGGGCCCUCAUCUCUGCGAUCAGACGUCCCUUCAGACCUCUCGCUGGAGGCUACACAGGCGGUGGGCAGAGGAAUUGAAUAGUGCGCAGCCCGUCAGCAGAACCACUGUCCUGUCCUGUCCUGUCCUGCACAGGCCUGGGCCCACAUCUUGGGACUCCACAGUUAACUGGAAUCGAGCGGUGCUGCUGUCCUUCCGCCAAACAGCUUCAGCAAUAAAGGAUUCUCGGGGAGAGAGAAUCUGUUCUAAUUUAAAGGAUGAGGAAGGGUGGCAGCCAUUAACGAGGGGUGCUGUGUCAUCGGGACAACGGGAGAUUACGAGGUGAUCACACAAAGGGCCGGCACUUCCCCAGCCGUCGAUGAGCCAUCAUUGAACCCGGAGGACCUUCAGGGCACUGAGGUUCUGCUAUCUCCCUGACUUUGGCCACAGUCAAAAUAAACAGGGUGUUUGUGUCCACACGUCCCGUCACCUGGUCUGCUGUUAGUACCUCCUGCUGGGGGCUUUGGCCUAGGAGUGGACACCUCUCCCUGCGCCUGUGAAGUUGCUUUGGGGUCACGUUGUCUGAGCAGCCUGUCAGUUAGACUGUGCUGGCGGGGAGGUGCGGGUGGUGGAAGCAGAGCCAGCUGAGGACGGGCCCGUGUGUCUCCAGGACCACUCUUGUCGUAGGGGGUGUUGGAGAGGGACUGUCCGUCAGGGUGUUUUGGAUCCAGUAGGAGCUUUUCCAAAAAUAUCAGAUGUUCCCAAAUAAAGAUCUUUCCUUAUGACCAUCAAUGGCCAGAGCUCCAAUCCAGUCAGUUUGCUUUCAAACUCUAUUUAAGAGUGGUGGCUCUUAACUUCUGGGGACGUGGAUCCCUCCCUGCGAGAAUCCAAAGAAGGCCGAAUAUUCUCUAGAAAACUGUGCAUGCACAUUUAAAAUCUUGAUCGGAGAUCUGUGGACCACAGUCAAAAGCCUCUGUUUUAGGGGCUACGCUUGCAGCCAGCUCGAAUCCCUUUGCUCAGAGGAACGUACUGCACCUCGCGCGAAGCCUGGAAGUUCUGUCCUUGGAGAGCAGCCCAGGCUCCACUCCACUGCCUGAGGCCCAAGAGUGGCAUUACCUCCUUUCUUCCUUUCCUUUUCUUUUCAUCCCUCCCUCCUUCCUUCCCUUCUUUCUGAGAGUUUUCUACCUUUUAAGGAUUUGAGGACUAGGACCCCAAGAAGUAAAAUUGAAGAAGUGACAUUUUCCGAACCUGCAGUCCAGCUUGUGAUUGUUGUACGUGAAUGUCAAGCGUUUGCUGCAAAAGGUGGCCGAAGCAAGUGUCUCCCAUCGCUUCAAGGAACUGGAGAAUUCUGUGAUUACAUUAAUCAGUUCUUUGUUUUA